Molecule: messenger RNA, 2750 nt
Organism: Copidosoma floridanum
Lineage: Eukaryota; Metazoa; Arthropoda; Insecta; Hymenoptera; Encyrtidae
Product: venom carboxylesterase-6-like
Source: RefSeq, a predicted model, not a curated record
AUGCUGAUCGUUUUAUCGCUCGGCGCCCUAUUUUUCGGCCUCGUCCAAGCCAACGACGGGUCACCGCGUGUCAAAACACCACUAGGCGACGUACGAGGGUUCUUCAAAACAUCCGAGCGCGGCCGGGUCUACGAGGCCUACGAGGGCAUUCCUUACGCCCAGCCACCGAUUGCGAGCCACAGAUUCGAGCCCCCAAAACCCAUAUCAGCAUGGCUCGGCGAACUUGGGGCGACCAAAAAGUCCCACGAUUGCUUGCAGUACGACCACGACCCGGACUUUGUGACGAGCGAGCACGUGAAGGGCUCCGAGGACUGCCUCUACCUGAACAUUUAUGCCCCUCUGCGCCAGAAAGGCGAAACCGCCGAGCUGCGACCCGUGCUCUUUUGGAUCCACGGCGGGGCCUUCAUGCACGGCUCGGGGAACCUCUUCGGCGCCAAGUACCUGGCGGACAGCGGCGUCGUCCUCGUGACCGUUAACUACCGGUUGGGACCGUUGGGUUUCCUGAGUACCGAGGACAAAGUGGUGCCGGGUAACAUGGGCCUGAAAGACCAGAGCCUGGCGCUCCGGUGGGUGCAUGACAACAUUGAAUGGUUCGGGGGUGAUCCCGAGCGAAUAACGUUGGUCGGUUUGAGCGCGGGUGGGGUGAGCGUCCAUUACCACUACCUGUCUGCCCUGAGCAGGGGCCUUUUCCGGAACGGGCUCUCCAUCAGUGGUACUGUUCUGGACUGUUGGGCCCAGAUGGAGAACGCGGCGGAAAAGGCCCGGAAACUGGGGGCUUUGAUGGGCUGCCCAACUGUAAAUAACAAGGAAAUGAUCGAGUGCUUGAAGAGCCGAUCGGCGAGGACUAUUGUUCAAUCGGUGAAAAGUUUCAUGCCCUGGCUGUACAAUCCGUUCACUCCGUUUGGUCCAGUCGUGGAGAAAGGAGGCGACAAGCCGUUCAUCAGCCGCCCACCGAUUGAAAUACUCGAAAGUGGCGAUUUUUUGGACGCCCCGUGGAUAACGAGCGUCACCAGCGACGAGGGACUCUAUCCAGUGGCAGAAUUUGCCACCAAUGACCGACUUCUGAAGGAGUUGGAUGCCAAUUGGACGUCCAUAGCACCUCACUUAUUGGAUUUCAAUUAUACGGUACCACUGAGGUUGCAUGAGGAGGUGGCUAUGAAAAUUCGGGGACAUUAUUUGGGCAGCAAGCCCAUCAACCGCGAGAACGCGAGAUCAGUGACGAAGAUGGUUGGCGACAGGCUGUUUGUCGUUGACGCGGAAAAAGCCGCCAGGAUGCAAGCCAAGGCCAACAAAAGUCCCGUGUGGUUCUACUACUACAGUUACAGAGCAGCCCAAAGUUUGAGCAAUGCCCUCAGUGGAACUGAACAAGACUUGGGUGUAUGUCACGCUGAUGAUGCAUACCUGGUGAUUGAAAACCACCGCGUAGUGCCGACGACGACGGAAAGUGAUCGCGCAAUGCAGGCAGACUUGACCCGAUUGUGGGUCUCAUUUGCUGAAAAUGGUACUGUUUGGUUGAGAGACGAGAUGGCAAAGACGAUGCUCGUCUUUCUCGUACGGUUGGUUACUUUAUUCAGUUUUGUUUAUUCGAACAGUGAUGGACCUCGUGUUAAUACAUCGCUUGGUAGUAUCAAAGGCUAUCACAAAGUGUCUGACUAUGGACAGAUUUACGAUGCCUAUGAAGGUAUACCCUACGCCCAACCACCAGUCAAAGAGAACCGUUUUGAGAUGGGCUGCCCAACUGUAAAUAACAAGGAAAUGAUCGAGUGCUUGAAGAACAGCUCCGCGAGGAGCAUUGUUGAAUCUGUCAAAGAAUUCAUGCCCUGGCUGUACAAUCCGUUCACUCCGUUUGGUCCAGUCGUGGAGAAAGGAGGCGACAAGCCGUUCAUCAGCCGCCCACCGAUUGAAAUACUCGAAAGUGGCGAUUUUUUGGACGCCCCGUGGAUAACGAGCGUCACCAGCGACGAGGGACUCUAUCCAGUGGCAGAAUUUGCGCUCAACGAAACGCUUAUGGCAGAGUUGGAUAAGGAAUGGGAGUGCCUAGCUCCAUUCUUGUUAUAUUUCAAUCACACGAUAUCGGAAACGUCUCAAGACAUGAUGGCACUAAAAAUUCGACAGCAUUACUUGGGACACAGGCCUAUUAAUCUGAAAAACAUAAGAGCAAUCAUCAAAAUGUUUGGCGACAGGCUGUUCGUCGCUGACGCGGAACAAGCCGCCCGGAUGCAAGCCAAGGCCAAUAGGAGUCCCGUGUGGUUUUAUUAUUAUAAUUAUAGAGCUACAACGAGUCUCACCGAACUACUUAGCGGCACGAAGACAAAUUUCGGUGUCAGCCAUGCAGAUGAUAUUUUAUUUUUGAUAGAGAAUAAUUUUGUCCAGUCAACAGCUACCGAAAAAGAUCGAGAAAUGCAAGAUGAUAUAAUUUUUUUGUUGGCUACUUUUGCUGACGAUGGACGGCAAAUUUUAACACCAUUUUGGAAAAGAGUCGAUGCUGCGGAUGAUUAUUUUCACUAUUUAGAGAUUUCUGGUCCAGUUACAUUUCAAAUGACUAACUCUUCCAACUUGGGAGACAAAAUGUUUUGGGAAAGAAUUAAAAAAAAUCUUAAUUUGACGUUACCAGUGAAAGACGAAUUAUGACGUACUUUUUGAGAAAUGUAUCGAACUCCUCUCACAGUUAAUAGUAAUAUGGGGCUGGAAGAAAAAAAAAAAUUAUAUGAUACGUUAAAGCAUUAUUUUAAUUUAUUGAUAUUUUACAU